Molecule: messenger RNA, 1699 nt
Organism: Schistosoma turkestanicum
Lineage: Eukaryota; Metazoa; Platyhelminthes; Trematoda; Strigeidida; Schistosomatidae
Source: the annotation of a GenBank genome assembly
GUUUGAUUUUGUUGUUUGUUUUCGCGUUCUGUUCCCUUAUCUCAGAUUGUAACAUUUCUGAUACUUCUUACACACUGUAAUAAGAAACCUAUUGGUUUAAGAAGCUAUUCCGAUGGGAGCAGAUGAACAAAACCAAGAAGAACACUCAGAGAAACUGGAAGAUGAGAAUACUGUUACUACAUGUAUUGCAGGUGUUGUGGAUCCAGAAGAAAACAGAGAUUUUGGUGAAAUACGGAAAGAAAGCCUUCAAAGUGCAAUUAAUUUAGAUUCUCUAGAUGAUCCUCAAAAACGAAGGCAAGAGAGGCUAUUCUCUGCAAAAGGUGUUGUGGAUCCAGAAGAAAACAGAGAUUUUGGUGAAAUACGGAAAGAAAGCCUUGAAAGUACAAUUAAUUCAGACUCUCUAGAAGGUCCUCAAAAACGAAAGCAAGGGAGGCUAUUCUCUGCAAAAGAUAACUGGUACGACGACCCCAAUCAGUUGGAUUACAUAAAUGACUGUAGAUCACAUGGGGCUACACCCUCAGGGUACUUUCUACGUCAUAUGAAGGAUGAGAACCUAAAACUGAAUUGUAGUGCAUUAGGAAUUAAAAAGCUCAAGCCAAUUUUUCUUAGCAUUUCAAAUAGUUACAACAUCACACAUCUGGACUUAACCUGCGCUUGUCUCACUGAUGAGUAUGUUUAUCCAUUAUGUCAUAUGUUACGAGAGAAUAUUUUUAUAACGAAUUUAAAUUUAUCUGAAAAUCAAUUCACAUCUCAAUCCAUUGAACAACUCUGUCAAACACUUGCAUCAUCAACUGAACUUUUACAAUUAAGCUUAAGAAAAAAUUUAUUUGAUGAUACUGCUGGAAAAUAUUUUUCGGAAUUAAUUGAAACUACAUUAAGCUUAAAACAUCUAAAUAUUUCUUAUAAUGAUUUGGGUGAAUUAUCUUGUCAAUAUAUUGGGAAAGCAUUACCACAAGCGAAAACGCUAACAGAACUUGAUUUAAGUUGGAAUAGAUUUGGAAGAGGAAAAAUGAACUUUAUUGCCAAAGGUCUAGCUGAAAAUAAAAUUUUACAAUAUCUCAAUUUAUCUGCCAAUGGAAUUGGUCCAAAGAAUGGAUGUACAGAUUUAGCUUUAGCAUUAAAAUAUAAUACAAAACUUCAAACAUUAGAUUUAAGUGACAAUAGAAUAAAUCCAGAAGGUUGUGUAUUGUUGAGUAAAGGCUUCUAUGUGAACUCAACAUUAACUUGCUUACGAAUGACAGGAAAUCCAAUGCAAACUGCUGGUUGUUAUGCUAUUUUAGCAGGUAUUCUAAAAAAUCCAAAAUGUGGAUUAUUGGAACUUGAUGUACAGGAUAUUAUAGUAAAUCAAGAUUUCCUUGAUUUACAAGAUUCAGCACGAAUUAAACUACCAAAUUUAUGCGUAAGAUGUGGUCAUAAAACAACUGAUAAAAUUCGUCUCCUGUCACCAAGUUUCAAACGAUCUGAGAAUAAUAGUCCUAAAGAAAUUUUAAUUACAAUGGGACGUUUAACAAAACAAAGUUUAGCUGAUUUAUUGCAUCCAUUAGAUAAGAUUGGUAAUAAAACUAUUGCAAGACAAGUGUUUGUAAAAAUUUUAAAUAAACUUGGAAUACAAUUUACUGAAGAACAAAUGAAAUUAUUAAUGCAAGAAUUAGAUCCAAAAAAUCGAGAAGAGAUUAACUAUACAGAUUUUGAAUUGUAA